AGAAGACUAUAGUUCAAAUACAAGUCACAAUGUAAUUGUGCUGUGUUUUCAAUAUGUAGAGUCCUCCUUUACCAUUUUUUUCACUACUGUGAUUGGGUGAGCGAUCUCUGCCGAUGAUCAGCGAACCAUCCAAGAUCCUCUCGUAAGAGACGAGCAACUCACGCCCAAACGUAAACAUGGUGAUAGAGGGCAGAUUUGUUCCUAUUUUUUUUUCUCACAGAGAAGUGUCCCUCUCCCUAAAAGGAAUAUGUGACUACUGCUGAUCCUUUUUUUGUGACUGGCAGUGAGUGUGCGGUGCACGGACGGCUUUGCAGAGUGGGUUCUCUUUGCAGGCAGCUCCUCUGUGCAGCCGUGAGAUGAGAGUGGAUGGGAGGGGAGGGCAGAGAGCAUCAGAGAGACUGGGCGAUUGGGAGGAGGGAUGCGAGCAAGGGUGGAAGAAGCACAUAGUGGUGAGGAGAGAGGCAUCAUUUCAUUGAUGCUGAGUCACAUAACGCGCGACCACAGCGACAUCCCAUGAGAGUUUGGGAAUAAUGGAGGAGUUGGAACACACUUGUCCCCAUCCUCGGACGAUGCUGACUGAGCCUGCUAUCUUUGUCAGGGAGACCAGCUGCGAUUGCCGCGCCCCUCAUGAAAAGCUCACCAUCGCUCAAGCCCGCAGAGGCACCCCGGUGGACCGUCCAGUGAGAGUCUACGCCGACGGCAUUUUCGACAUGUUUCACUCGGGCCAUGCCCGUGCUCUCAUGCAGGCUAAGAACCUUUUCCCCAACACGUACCUCAUCGUGGGAGUGUGCAGCGAUGAGCUGACCCAUAAGUACAAAGGCUUCACAGUCAUGACCGAGACGGAACGAUACGAAGCGCUCAGACAUUGCCGCUACGUCGAUGAGGUGCUCAGGGAUGCUCCCUGGACACUCACGCCUAAAUUUUUAGAGCAACACAAGAUCGAUUUUGUGGCUCAUGAUGAUAUUCCGUACUCCUCGGCAGGGACCGAGGAUGUCUACAAACACAUCAAGGAAGCAGGAAUGUUCGUGCCUACUCAACGCACCGAAGGGAUCUCCACAUCGGAUAUAAUCACCAGGAUUGUCCGUGACUACGACGUCUACGCCCGUCGCAACCUCCAACGUGGCUACACGGCCAAGGAGCUCAACGUCAGCUACAUUAACGAGAAAAAGUACCGGCUUCAAAACCAAGUGGACCGGAUGAAAGAGAAGGUUCGCAAUGUUGAGGAGAAAAGUAAACAUUUUGUCUACCGUGUGGAAGAGAAGAGUCAUGACCUCAUUCAGAAGUGGGAAGAAAAAUCCAGGGAGUUUAUCGGCAACUUCCUGGAAUUAUUUGGACCUGAUGGUACUUGGAAGCAAGUGUUUCAGGAGCGCAGUGGACGAAUGCUCUCCUACGCUCUGUCUCCCAGAGAGUCCCCCUGCAACAGCCCCACACGUGAACUUUCCCCCCUGCGCUCGCCGUCGCCGCCGUCUCCACCCGCCCGCUGGCACAACGCACGGCCCUCGCCUCCAACCUCCCCGAAAGGAGCUUCGGCCUCCAUCAGCAGCAUGAGCGAAGGCGACGAGGACGAGAAGUAGACAAACGGCGGACGCUCCAACGUGCAUUCAUAGAACACUGCCUGUGAACUUGUCACACGUGCGCCCACGUACGAUUCUCACACAAACACUAGCAAAAACACUUUACCUCAAGGAAAAUAGCAAAGCAUACCCAAGCUGUGGGAUUUCUGCGCAUGGGAAGUCCGUCGAAGCCAUCACCGGGGUGGAAGAUGACAGAAGAUCAAGACGAAUGGAAUUGCCGCUGUAAAUGUUCCCACAGCUUUGUCAAGCCUCCUCCUUGUUUUUGUUUCUCUUCUUGUGUGUGACAUGCAAGGCGUCCUCCGUGUCAACUGACUGCGCCUGCAAAAAUCCCAAGAAAACUGUUGAAUCGAAAGGGACACUGCAAGCUUGCACAAGACGCCAUUUUAGUUCAGUAAAAACACCACUCGAGGUGUCGAAAUUAAUUGAUGAAUCGGCAAAAAAACAUUACCAAAAUCAUCACAAUCGAGUAAUUGUUUAAAGACAUUCUUAUCUAAAUAUUGUCCAAAUCGACUCAUUUUAGGAUCUCAAGAGUAAUAAAUUUCUAUUUUCUC
Molecule: messenger RNA, 2125 nt
Organism: Syngnathus acus (greater pipefish)
Lineage: Eukaryota; Metazoa; Chordata; Actinopteri; Syngnathiformes; Syngnathidae
Gene: pcyt1ba
Product: phosphate cytidylyltransferase 1, choline, beta a
Exons: 8
Coding region: 531-1574 (347 amino acids)
Biological process (GO): CDP-choline pathway
Molecular function (GO): choline-phosphate cytidylyltransferase activity; phosphatidylcholine binding
Source: RefSeq, a predicted model, not a curated record